GCAGACGUUCCGUCUCCAAAGAAGCCGUGAAAAAGGCCGACGAUGGACCGCGAUGGGCCGGACGCCAUCCGCCGGGAGGCAGAGGUGGAGCGCGGCCGCUACCUGAACCGCCGGGCCGUGGCCCAGGAGCAGCUGGCGCAAAUAAAGGAGCACAAGGAUCAAGCUGAUCUGGCCAAGAUGGAAAAGAGAAGAGAAGGGGAACGAAUACAGCGAAGAACCGAAUCAUACCAAAUGGAAAAUCAGAGAGAUAAAGAAAAGGAACAGGAGAAAAAAGUUGAAUUCCAGAGGCAGCAUCAUGAAUAUGUAGCUGAACAGAAAACACUUAAAGCUGAAGAGAAACAAAGAGAAGACAAAGAUGAUGAUCAAAUUAAGGCUUAUAUCAAAAGAAAAGAAAUGAUGGCUGAUCUGACAAGAGAAAAAAAUGAAGAGUCUAGCAGGAUGAUACAGAAGCAUAAGGACAAAGCUUUUGAUCAAUUAACUGCCCAGAUGAAUGAAAAAAUUAAGAUUGAAGAUGAUCGUCUUGCUAGAGGAGCUGCAGAAGUAGAAGAUGAGUACCAAAUGCAAAAGAAAGAGAAAGAAAUGAAAAAAAACGCUGCUAUAGAAUCGAUUGAAGAAAACAGAAUCACUGUGAUGAAGUUCAAAGAGGAAGAGAAGAGACAGGAAAAAGAAGAGGGUAAGAAGGAUCGUAAUCAGUGGAUGACAGAAAAUGAUAACUACUUGGAAAUGGAGAAAGCCAAGAAACAAAGACAGCGUGAUGCAAACAUGGAAGUACAGAAAUUUCAGCUCCAGCAAAUGGCUGAAAAGCAAGCAAGAAAAGAGCAGGAGAAACAAGCAGACUUGGACUAUGAUUCUCAUAGAGAGGCUACUUUUCAUCAUGACCAAGCAUUUCGGAGAUAAAGACACUUUUUUCCAGCCAGAAAGAAUGGAAACUUCUGUAAAAGCCUUUUGAUGGUAGAAGCUGGAGCCUUAAAAAGUAUGGACUACAGCAGGAGUGGUGCUGAAACCUGCAGAGCUCGAUAAUGCUCCAAAUGCAUCCCUAAGUGCAAAGUUGCACAUGCUCACUGCUAUGCAAUUGGUGAGUUAAAUGGGGUUUUGGUCUACCUCCACAACAGCAAGAAACAAGGUGGAUUGCAGCCUCAUUUCCUACUCAGCUGCCGGAAAUGUCCUGUUCUGCAGAUUACGUAUGUCUGUAUUUGAAGUCUACAGCCUACUUCCAUCGGGCUUAAUGCUCCUUUUGCUUUAAACAUCUACAGAAAAUCCAUCAAAUUCCAGUACCAGAAAACAACUUUAUUUCAGUACACCUAGAAUAAAGUAGGAAUCCUGUGUAAAUUUAAAGCAUAUUGGAUAAAUAUGAUUUAUUUACCAAAAUCCAGCAUGAAAAAAGUCCAGCAGCAAUCAUGAUCUCAAUUUAUUCUAUUGACUCUGACAUACAUGCGCUUUGUAUGCUUGUUUUCAAUAACUAGUUCUAGUUAGUAAUUAUCUAUAAAAUCUCUAUAAAGCAUAGUAUGAUGAUAGUAGAUCAGCGUGGCCAGAGGUAGUGGAAUGUAGCUGGUAAAAGUUGUCCUGUGUAAGGCAGGAGGCUGGUCUAGCUGCUCACCAGAGUUCUUUUCAGCUGCCAUUUAAAGAUGGUAACAAAAAUACAGGGAGAUGAACUGCAACUGAUAAAAAGGGAAACUGUUGACCUGGAAGAAUCUAUUCAUUGAGAGGUACCUCUCAUUUAAUGUCUAGGGCCAGUUUUGUGUUAGUUUUUAGCUGGAAUUUAGCAUCUAAAUUCCUAAAGGUAUUUAGAUGUGUAGAUGGUGUUCAGGGAUAUGGAUGAGCUAGUGUUGGGACUUCAGUACUGAGUUAACAGCUAAACUUGAUCUUAAAAGUCUCUUCCAAUCUAAAUUAUUCUAUCAAGUUUUAAUUAAUAGCUAACAAAUCAGAAAAUGCUUUAAUAAUUUGACUAGUAAACUUUAAUUAUUGGUUAUACUCAAAAGUGCAUCCUCUCAGAUAUUGUUCUGCUUCAGGACAUUGCAGCAGAUUAGAGUCAUAAUAGGUAUUAGACUUACUUGAAGACCAAGGCAAUCCUCAGAGGGACUGAAACAAGAGACCUAAAAUCAAACUGCAUUUUUUUCCACACCUGUAAUCCAACUCUGGAAGUAGAACAGCAACUUCACUUUGAACAUGUCAGCCUCCAGUGUCUAACAUGGUACUCUCCCAACAAUAUUGCAACUCAUAUCUGUGUGGUGAUACACAUAUAAGAGGGUACUGUUUUCAUGGAUCUAAUACAACUCCUACCUAGGAAAUGCAAGAGAACAGCACUCUAAAAUGCCUUAUAUUCUAAGGGAAUUUGAACUAAUUAACUGCAGCUCUUUACUGUUAGGUCGUGUUCCAGGAUGGAGUUACUAGAUGUGUGCAAGUUCUUUUAGCAUGACAGUCUUUGCUACCAGUUAGCUCUGAGGAAGUCUGAAGAGGAUACAUACCUGGAAACCAAUUGCCCAUGAACAGAAGAGAUGGCACCAUGGGACUAUUAAGGAUGAACAUUUCACAUCCCAAUACAGACUUGCUCUAUACUUCUGGAAAAGAAAAAAACCAAUCUUUUCAAGGCUUCCUUAUCAUGAUAGGUCAAAUAAUUUACUCUGUUAUUUCAAAUGUCUGUUAUUAACUUAGGCCUUCCUGUUAUCUCUUGAAUGGAAGAAUGCUGUACCUAGUCUGUAAUCCCUGUCCUUGUUCUGGCAGUGCAUCCUUGUUUCUGAUAAUGAUAUUCCUUCCUGUUCUGGCAAUGCAUUAGAGAGACAGAAUUCACUACCUCUAGCAUGCAAAAAUCCCCAUAAUCAGUGAAGGGAGGUGAAGGUAAGAGAUUAGAUAAGACCAUAUGAGAUGUCUUCUUUGGAAUUAUCUUAAUUUCUUUCUGUUUAGAAUAAAUUGUGGUAUAGGCUUUGUUAAGCUUGUAAUGUGUGAAGUCACUACUGCAUUGCCACCACUUUAACAUAAGCUUUUUUUUUGGUAUAUCAUGGCUUUGACAUUGCCAGAUAUUUAAGUGAAUACAUGAAUAAUUCAAAUCUGUCCUCUGAUCUGGUAAACCAAUCUCUAAUAAGUAGUCUUAAAGCAGAGCUGUUUGUAGCUUGUUGACACUGUCUUGAAUAAACCAGCACAGCACUUUGUUUUUCUGUCGAUUGCCUCAGCUCCAGUACAUUAUCCAGAGAAAUUAACAAUUCUGUUGGGUACUGAAGGGCUUGAACAUCAGCACUGCAGGUCCAGGAAAAUGCAACACUGCAUCUCUGUUAACAUAGUAAUUGCACCUCUCCCUCCUCCCAGUGAGUACCAUCUGCUCUGACUCCUUUUCUGUGUAAAAGGAAAAUAAGCAAAGGUUAGAAAGAAAAAGCAGCAUAUACUGAAAAGAAUUGUGUGUUACUGAGCAGACAAGAAAAAUCCAACAACUGGCACAGUGGACAAGGGCAAAGUUUGGAACUGUCUUUGGUAAACUUGUAAGUAGUUCUGCAUUAAUUUCAGCUACAAUCUAUCAGUGCAUAUACAAUUAAUAGCAGCUACUAAUUAUACACGUAAACUGUUUCUUUUUUUUUUUUUUUCAGAAAUACAUUUGACCACUACAGAAGUAUCUACAAAGGAGUAAGCUAGCCACUCCUUCCUUCCAAGUUCAGUGUGCCUGCAAAACCAAACAGUGCCCAACAGCAGAAGCUAACUGUGGACCAAUUUACAAGACAUGCUAUUUGCUAGAACCUGCCUAUAACUCAAGCUCAAGAAACAAGUGCCACAGCUUACAACUGUACUGUAACUAGUCUAAUUUUAUUAUGGAAUAAAGCAGUAGAUUCUUUUAAAAAAGUCAAGAGGUAACAACCAAAGGUAAACUAUUAGUUCAUCUGUACUGUACUCCUUGAAUAUUGCUGUGCCUCCAAGCUUAAUACAAACCUUUUGACUUGGAAAAAAAAAAAUCUUACUGAGCAAAUAAAAUUUAGUACAUUUGUCUGUAACAAUAAAAUCCGCA
Molecule: messenger RNA, 3988 nt
Organism: Poecile atricapillus (Black-capped chickadee)
Lineage: Eukaryota; Metazoa; Chordata; Aves; Passeriformes; Paridae
Product: trichohyalin-like
Exons: 7
Coding region: 43-897 (284 amino acids)
Source: RefSeq, a predicted model, not a curated record